This is a messenger RNA of Gadus chalcogrammus (walleye pollock), 3009 nucleotides long. RefSeq names its product guanosine monophosphate reductase (gene gmpr). NCBI's taxonomy places the organism in Eukaryota, Metazoa, Chordata, Actinopteri, Gadiformes, Gadidae. The coding region runs from base 202 to 1239 and encodes 345 amino acids. The transcript has 9 exons. The record is from RefSeq and is a predicted model, not a curated record. Gene Ontology annotation, molecular function: GMP reductase activity. Gene Ontology annotation, biological process: nucleotide metabolic process. Gene Ontology annotation, cellular component: GMP reductase complex.
AUAUAAACGCUGGCUGUCUGGAGGGUCGGGUUUGGUGGUCGGGGAUUAGGACCAGUAACCGCCGCCGUCGCAGCCGCCGCCGCACCGUCCGUCCUCAGGGGACUCCCUUCAGCCGUCUCAGCAUCCUGGUCCUCAUCUUCCUCUUCGUCCUCCUGGUCUUCGUCCCUGUGGCCCAGUGCCAGGGCGCUCCCCAGAGCCAGCAUGCCGCGCGUGGACUCGGACCUGAAGCUGGACUUCAAAGAUGUCCUCUUCAGACCCAAGCGGAGCAGCCUCCGAAGCCGCUCGGAGGUGGAUCUCCAGAGGACCUUCACAUUCCGUAACUCCAAGCAGACCUACACGGGCAUCCCAAUCAUCGCCGCCAACAUGGACACCACCGGGACCUUCGAGAUGGCACGGGUCCUCAGUAAGCACACCCUCUUCACAGCCAUCCAUAAGCACUACACUAUAGAGGAAUGGAAAAACUUUGCCGGCAGCUACCCAGAAUGCAUUGAGCACCUGGCCGUGAGCUCCGGCAGUGGCCAGGCCGACCUGGAGAAGCUGUGUCAGAUCGUGGAGGCUGUGCCCUCUCUCAAGUACAUCUGUCUGGACGUCGCCAACGGAUACUCAGAGUAUUUCGUGGAGUUUGUCAAGACUGUCCGGGGGAAGUUCCCACAACACACCAUCAUGGCUGGCAACGUGGUGACAGGGGAGAUGGUGGAGGAGCUAAUCCUGUCAGGUGCUGACAUCAUCAAAGUGGGCAUCGGGCCAGGAUCUGUGUGCACAACGCGCAUCAAGACCGGGGUGGGAUACCCCCAGCUCAGUGCUGUCAUAGAGUGUGCUGACUCCGCCCACGGACUCAAGGGCCACAUCAUCUCUGAUGGUGGCUGCAGUUGCCCUGGUGAUGUGGCUAAGGCUUUUGGGGCCGGCGCUGACUUCGUGAUGAUGGGGGGCAUGCUGGCGGGCCACGACCAGUGCACCGGCGAGGUCAUCGAGAGAGACGGCAAGAAGUACAAGAUGUUCUACGGCAUGAGCUCCGACACCGCCAUGAAGAAAUACGUCGGGGGCGUCGCCGAAUAUAGGGCGUCGGAGGGGCGGACGGUGGAGGUGGCCUACCGGGGGGACGUGGAGCACACGGUGCUGGACGUCCUGGGGGGGCUGCGCUCCACUUGCACCUACGUGGGCGCAGCCAAGCUGAAGGAGCUUAGCCGCCGCACCACCUUCAUCAGGGUCACACAGCAGUCCAGCCACAUGUUCGGCUAGCGCCCAGCGCAACCGCGGGAUCGAGAACGGCGUCCGUACGUCAAUUUGUUUAAUGUGUGUAAUGUGUGUGUGUGUGUGUGUUGAAUUAUUUCAAGUCAUAAUAGCGUGAUGGGAAUUCAAUUCAUACCUCUAUGAAGUCAGUGGUUUAAAGGUGACAUAUUAUACCACCAGGUGUAUUUUUAAAACGGCUUGUAACAGCUAAUCACACUCACACCUGGUGGUAUGAUACGUAACUUUUAACACUAGAUUAAUCCUAUAAAGCUAAAGCAUUUCUUUACGUCCCACGUCAAAGAGUGCGUUGCACCUAUCACUGUCAUGUAAAGCACUCCCAUCAAUAAAGUUUGAGUACAUCAACAGUAGACCCCCCCCCCCCCCCCCCCCAGGGAAGAGCCAUGACAGACUGUGAAGCCACAAGUGUCAAACCGUACCAUAAGCUGCUGGUAGCCACACCGUAGUAAUGUACAUUGUAGGAGCGGUGGGAGUUGGUUUUAAUUGUUAAUUACCUGCUGCUUCAUAAUUCUUUACACAAUGGUAAUUAAGGAAAUAUGUUAAGGAUGGGGAGGUGCUGUAGAGACGAGAGAUUCAAUGAUGAUAAUGACACAAUAGUGCUAAACAAGUGAUCGGUGAUUAAACGUUUGUGCUUUAUAAAUAUGCAUUGCAUGUUAACAUUUCGCAAAAAAUGGCGACUACUGUAUCUUAUAUCACGGUUUAUACGGCCGGCCUUCAAUAAAGAGUGGAAAAACGAUGUUAUGCAAAUGCAAGGAUUGAGGCAACGGUGAUACCGUUUGAAUGUGACUGGGAGAUUCUCUGGGGUUAAACACUUUAAUAAACUGUAUGCUGGUCUAUGGAUGGACCUCCUUAUCAGUCUUGACCCAAAACAGUAGGCUACAUGCUAGGUAACAUGCUAGGUAGCUGCUUCCUGUGUUGUUGUCCCCACAUGCUAAUGCUGUGUCCAUCUCUGUCUCUUUAAAAUACAUCGGAUGCCGCUUGUCUGUCAUUUAAUGUGCCACUGAACUGUAAAGCACUGCAGCUAUUAAUUCACGGCAGUAGGGGUAAACAGGGUUGAGUUAAGCGGGGUUUAAUACAAGCAAGGAUGCAUGUGUACCGCCCCGUUACAUAUACAGGGACGGCCUGGUUAUCUGCUUCAUGUAUCUGAUCAAAGUAUCGGACAUACUUGAAGCACUUCUGUUGCUGAUGUUGUCUUUGUGGGGCGGGGGGGGUGGGGGGUGUUCUGAUUGGGUCUUUGACUCCACCGUGCCUCGGGAUACAUUAUUAAAGAGUUUAGUGCUCUUAUGAACUGAGAUAUGCUGUACUCACAUACUUGAAGAACGGGAUCUUCAGGGACUGGAAAGCAAUUAUACAAAUAGUGAUUUCAAGACGUAUAAAUAUCAUGCCUUUACUGGAGAGCAACACUGUGGCUAAAGAGGAAGGAGAGACUGAUCCGUUUACAGGGAUCACGAAAAAAUAUAUCCCUAAUAAAACAGAAUACUACUUCAACUCUGCUUGCGUUGUGUUUUUUCCCUCGGCAAAGAAGCCAUUUGUGGUGUUUGGAAACAAAUGACCUCAAAUAAAUAUGAAUGUGUCUUUACAGAGUUUAUACAUUCAACAUCUGGGCACUUAAGUGGUCAGUCGUAAUUCUAUGAUUGGAUCACCAUUUUAAACUGCUGCCUGUCACUAUUGUCAAGAUGUUAUGGUUUAUUCAUGGGUUAUUCUUACUGGUUUGCGGCAAAUAAAUAAAACAGUUGACACAGAUUAUAUUUCAAAUGCUUU